Molecule: messenger RNA, 4446 nt
Organism: Monomorium pharaonis (pharaoh ant)
Lineage: Eukaryota; Metazoa; Arthropoda; Insecta; Hymenoptera; Formicidae
Product: cytochrome P450 9e2-like
Exons: 1
Coding region: 1267-2796 (509 amino acids)
Molecular function (GO): heme binding; monooxygenase activity; oxidoreductase activity, acting on paired donors, with incorporation or reduction of molecular oxygen
Source: RefSeq, a predicted model, not a curated record
AUAUUAAUAAAUUUUGCAUAAUAAAUAACAUUUUAACGUUUUGCGAUAAUAAUCUGCCUUUGUUAUCAAAAUAAAUCGAUUUUUUUUGCGUUAAAAGGUCUUUUUGAUGGUACGGAAGAAGUUGGAGCACUCAAAUAUUUUAAUUAAUAACUAAUAAAACCUAUGACAUAAAUCACAUUUUAGUGCGCAUGUAUAAUCCAUACAGUCAGCAACAUGGUUGCGUCAGUAAUGGCAAUGUUAAUGACAUGUGCCCAUAUUUACAUGAAAUAUUUUGUGACUAUAUAUAUGUAUGUAUGUAUGUAUAUUCAACUAAUGUUGCAUAAUUACAUAAAAAAUUUAAUAUAAAAAAACUUUUGGCCGGAUAUUUGCCGAAUAUUAAUAACAAUAUCCCGCUAUCCGACCAGAUAGUGAGAAAAGGGCCGGAUAUCGGAUACUUAUUGGAAAUCAAGCACAUUUUUACUUUUUUCUAGUAACAUUGUUGUUAUUCUUUUUAAUAAAAUUAGUUAUAUAUAUAUAUAUGUAUACCGGAUACUUACCGGAUAUCCAGCACAUCCUUACUUUUUUCUAGUAACGUUGUUAUUUUUUAAAAUAAAAUUAGUUAUAUAUAUAUAGAUACAUAUAUAGAUGUAUACAUUAAAUAUAUAUACAAUGAUUUAUGGAGUAAUUCAAAGCGAUACUUAUUAUGCAUCAUUUAUCUCUUAGUUUAUUAGAUUUAAAAUUCAUAUCUAAUGUUAACUGAAGUAACAAAUACCAUUAAACAGCGUUUCACAUAUUCCUAUAAUAAGAGUAUUAAGUGCAAAAAUUAUACAUAUAAGCUAUUCUUUAAGAUGCAAAUUGAACAUAAUCAUGUGAACAUCACAAUUUUUUUUACAAAUUUACAUAUAAUUUACAUAUAAAUAGUAUAAUUAUACAUAAUAUAUAUGUACAUAAAUAUACAAACACUUCGCAUACACAACAGAUAAUAAUUACAUGUUCAAAUAUUAUUACACUAACAUUUUAAUAUAUUCAAAUUACAGUCUAUUUUUUUGAGGAUAUUUAAUUGUAAUUGGUCAAUUUUCCACGGCUUAAAGUUUAAAUCUUUAUUGUAGACAAUGCUAUACACAAAUUGUGUGAAAAAGAUACUGGCAUAUAAAUAUACAGGAAGUGCUACACAUGCGAAUAGUUGUUCGUAACGAUUUGUAUCGGUAGUACUAUUAGUGCUGUUUAGUCGAUAAUAAAAAAGGUUAACAAAGAAAUCCUAAAACGAGAUUUUCAAACAAUUUUACCAUGGAAUACUGGUCGGUAUUUCUAUCAAUAGUGAUCGGUGCAUUCAGCAUUUUUUAUUUUUUUAGAAAAUUUAAUUUUUUUAAAAGAAAUGGUCUUAUACACGUACCGCCUGUUCCAAUAUUUGGUUCCAUGACAUCGUUCACACUUGGUCGCGCAUCAUUCGUUGAUUUUUCUCAGAAGAUAUACAAUUUCAAUCCUGACGCAAAGUAUUGUGGAUUCUACGCUGCGACAAGUCCAAUGUUUUUGCUUCGCGAUCCGGACCUCAUUAAGUCCAUACUUGUCAAGAAUUUCGAAGCAUUUCCAAACCGAAAAGGUUUCUCUGACGUAAAUGAUCUUUUACUUACAAAAAAUUUAUUGUCUCUUCGUGGGGAAAAGUGGCGAAAUGUGAGAGCCCUAUUGAGUCCAUUCUUCACGUCUAGCAAGACAAAAAUGAUGUUCACAUUGAUGUCGGAAUGUGCCAAGGAUUUUGGUAAAUUUCUAUCGACAUUGUCGGAAGAUAAAUGUAAAAUGAACAUGAAAGACGCUUUCUCUAAAUAUACGAACGACGUCAUCGCUACAUGUGCCUAUGGAAUCAAAAUCAACUCUAUGAAAGAUCCGACAAAUAAGUUCUACGUUUACGGUAAGAAAUCGACUGACUUCUCAGGGAGCACUGUCUUCAAGUUCUUUUUUCUUAGAACUUUUCCGACUCUUGGAAAAAUUUUCAAGAUAAAGCUUAUCAACGAUUACAUAUCAAACUUUUUUAAGGAUAUUGUAGAGACUACAAUUGCUACUCGUGACGCAGAGCACAUUACACACCCGAAUGUGCUGCAGUUCAUGAUGGAUAGCAGAGGCAAGGAAGGUAGUAGAGAAAUGGACAUCGACGAAAUGAGUGCGCAAGCUUUUGCUUUUUUUAUCGGUGGCUUCAAUACUAGUUCGACUAUGUCCUUUGCCGCUCACGAGAUCGCAGCUAACCCAGAAGUUCAAGUCAAAUUGCAGCAAGAGAUCGACAAGGUUUUGGAGGAGUCAAACGGAGAAGUGUCCUACGAAUCCAUUAACCGGCUCGAGUAUUUAGAUGCAGUAAUAAGCGAGGCCCUCAGAUUAUAUCCGUCUAUCCCCUUCACAGAAAGAAUAUGCGAAAAGUCUUAUGAGUUACCACCUGCAUUGCCAGGCGAGAAAUCAUUCGUCGUGAAGAAGGAUAUGAUUUUUUGUAUUCCAAUUUACGGGAUACAUCAUGAUAACAAGUACUACGAUAAUCCAGACAAAUUUUAUCCAGAAAGAUUUUUAAACAACAAAAUUCAUCUUAAUUGCUCGUAUUACAUGCCAUUUGGAUUAGGACCAAGAAUGUGCAUAGCUAGCAAGUUUGCUAUACUGCAAGUCAAAGUUGUGCUGUUUUAUUUACUAGCGCAUUGUAAUCUGAAACCUUGCGCGAAAACUCCGUCUCCAUUGAAAUUUGCCAAAAAUCUGUCUUUGAUGCCGAAGAAUGGAUUCUGGUUGAACAUUCAACGUAGAAAAGAUGUGCAUCCUGCGUUGAAGUCUGCAAUAAAUUGCUAAGUUUCAAAAAACAUUUUUGAUUGUAAUAACAUAAUAUUACGUUUAUAAUAAAAAUCAUCUUUUUGAUAAAAAUUGUCACACAAUUUGUUUUGUGAUUAUAAAUAUUAGAGCAUUAGAUCUAUAAUAAAAUAUUCUAUUUGUUAAAUUUAUUUGUUGCAAAUAUUAAUUAUUAAUUGUUGUUAUUAGAAGUAUUAAGAACAAACAACGUGAACAAAGUUUUUCGCUUGUGCAGGUGAACGCAGUCGCCUUUGGCUCGUGCGACCAUUUUUCGCAAUUAAGAGCAAUAUCCGGAAUCACCGCACUAGUUGCACAAUAUACUAUUAUCCCAUUUUGUAUAUUGAUUACAUUGAUUAGGAGAAAAAUAAUAAAAAUAGAGCGUAUAGAAUCGGAUUUGAUCAUACUUUUGGAAAUACUAGAAGUCCAUUUUACCUUUAGGAAGUUAAAUGAUAGCGUAACAAUUAUUAAUUUAUAUAAAGUUUAUAUUACACAACUUUGGAGAUAAUAAAUUCUUACAAUUUUAAAUUCUUACAAAAUUAUAUGUAAUAUCUUUAUCUGUGUUUAAUAGUUAUUUAUAUUUUCUUAUUACUUUUAAUUUUACACAAUUAUUAAUUGUCGUUAUAACUAAUUUAUUUUUUGUUAUACAUGUGUCGAAAUUAGAUAGACUAGGACUAGAGGACUGUAGACUGCGUUAUAUCUUAUAACUUGUAUUUUUUUCAAUCCUAAUGUGAGUAAAGGUUUCUGCAUAAUAUCAAGUAGCAAAAAACCAGGAAAUAGAAAACAGGAAUUAUGAAUAAAAAAUUAUUGUUUUUGAUGUGCCUCUAAUGCACAAUAAUAGCAAUGAGUCAACGGUUCUUAUCGCCAUUUAUUCACACAUUAUUGUGUAUCGGAAACUCAUCAGGGGCAAUUAUUUUUAUUUAUAAUUUCUGUUUUUUGUUCUUACUAUCUGUUGCCUCGUAUUCUGCAAGGGCCUUAAGAAAAUCGAUGAAUAUCUAACAAAGUAUUUUAUUUGUGUUUGAACUGCAAAGAGUUACUUUAAUAUAUUAAAUCUUUUACGUGGGGUAGAAUUCACUAUCAAAUAUUAACACAAGGAGAAGAAAACACCUGUCCACAAACACGAUGGCACAAGCUACACUAAAUUGAGAAGAAUAUUUAAUGCAGUUAUUGCUUCUUUGAAGAACGCUUUAUGAGCAAUUACUCUAUUUAUCAUAAUCAAUGAAUACAACACAGAAACAAUGAGUCAGUCAUCAUAACGUUUGAAAUUGUUUGACCAUGGUAGCUAAGAAUCAAAAGCACAGCCUUGCUUUGACUUUACAAUAUCUAAAAGUUUGAAGCCUCGACACUAACACAUUAAAACUACAACUUUAUUUGAUAUUUUACAAGUUCUUUAUUAUUUUGGAUUAAUUUAUUUACGUUGCAAAACGAAUAUUGUUCUUUGAAUAUUUUUCAGUCUUCUUAUUUCUACUGCUUCGUAUAAAUUUCAACAAGUUGAAAUUAAUUAAGAAUUAUUCCCUUACGAAAAAACACCCUAAAUAACACCUCAAAAAACACCAAAAUAUAAUAGCGUAAUUUCGGAUAUCCAAAUGGCGUUCACACCAUUUGAGUGUUAACGCCAAGAAAAACACCAAAAAUGACACCAAAAAAAUACUAAAA